UUUAGUUACCAAAAUUUUGGGACGGAGUCCUUAAUUAUUUAAGGACUGAAAGAGUAACUUUUCAUGUAUUUUACUGAAUGAUGACGCAGUAUAAGGAAAAGAAAAAGAAAAAACGUUUUCAUCCCCAGUACAAGGAAAUGAUGACGCAAACCUACUAUGCACGUAUAGUAAUUCAGCCACGUGUCAAGUCAAGUCUCCCCCUCCGUACAAGAUCGCCACUUCCAAUAUUACUACUGUACUUCAGUUACUACUCAAAAAGAAGUUACGUAGUUGACGCGCUCCAGCGCGUAUGCAUUCACGCUUUACUCCUCUUCUUCUCCCUCUGUCUCUUCCUUCUGCAGCUCUAUUAUUUCCAUCACUCGAUAUGGAUACUCUGCUUCUCCACUGCCAAUCCAUGGCCUCCCCGAAGCCUAAGCUCAAGCGCCCUUGUUGCUCCCCUUCUGUUCCUUCUCCGGAGCCAAACCCUGUCCCCAAUUCUUAUUCUUUUUCGAUCGACGGCGAUAUGGAUUCGCUGUUGGAAUCAGUUUUAGCUGUGUCUGAUUCCUCCAAAGUUGCUCUCAAUCUCUCCUUCGACCGUCUUCUCGAUUCUCGGUCUUGCGAUUCCGAGAAGUCCGAUAUGAUCGACCGCGCCCUCAAAUUUGGAUCCGUGCUUGUUGAAGCAGCUAAACGAUCCACCAGAAAACGCUCUUUGAUGCAUAACGCCGUCGUUUGGGCCCUGCCUUCUGAUCUCACCAUCAAAGUUUUUUCUUUGCUUGAUACACAAAGCUUAUGCUAUGCUGCAGCUACAUGCUCUUUUUUUCGCAAGUGCGCCGUGGAUCCCACGUGCUAUAACCAUAUUGACUUGACCUCUGUUACCCCAAAGAUCAAUAAUGCUGUAGUUUCAACCAUGAUUCAAAGAGCUGGAAGAUGUCUUAAAUCUCUUAAACUUGGCCUUGUUCCUGGCCCAAUUGCAUGUGCUGGAUCUUCUGAAGUGUUGGUUUAUUCCAUAAGGAGUUCCAGUGAUGGUUCUGGGAUCUCAUGGAAUGAUAAGAGGUCAAGACAGGGGAAAGAGUCAUCUAUUCUCACCAGAUCUUGUUUGGCGGUCCUAAAUAGUAAUGGUGGCUUUCCAGGGGGACUUUUGAAGAGAUUGCACCUUUACAAUAUUGAAAGAAUGGACAACACAGCUCUUUGUUCAGCAUUAUCUGCUUGUCCAUCAUUGCAUGAUUUGGAAAUUGUUGGACUUCAUGUGGAGCUUAGGCAGACGCUAGAGUCAGUGAGCCAAUAUUGUCCUCUCGUAGAGCAUCUGUUUUUUGAAUCCACAAAAACUGGAAGAGAUGACAGCUUAAAAUUGCCAACAUGCAAUGAUCUUGUCAACAACUGUCCUAAUAUGUCUUCUUUGGCACUUCGGGGGUUUAAGCUACACGACUACAAAGCUCGUGUCCUUGUCAAGGGUUUUCGUAAGCUGAAGUAUGUUGACUUUUCAACGUCCUAUUCUAUGAGUGGCUCAUUUCUCAAGAAUCUUGGUGGCACUGCUGGUGGGAGCCAGCUCGAAGUUUUGCUUCUGCGUGAUUGUAUCCAUUUGAAAGAAGUAGAAGUUGCUCGGUUCAUAUCGGCCAUUCUUGCUGGGGACUUUAAGCAUUUAAAACAUCUUGAUAUCUCCAAUAGGGAAGGUUUAGCAUCUGAAGGUGACUGGUACAGACGAUGUUGUAGCACCAGGUUAUACAAACUGCUGCUUGUUAUGCAGAUAUAGCUCUCUACGUAUUUCAUGUCUCUUGUUAUGACUUUAUUUUGUGGAUGCAGCUUCAUUCCCUUGGAGCAACUGUUUGCAGCGAGACCUAAGUUACGGCUUGUAGCGGAGUUUCCUGCUGAUGGAAGUUAUAUUGGAGAUGAAAUAAUGAUCAAUGUCCUCAGUGAUGAUACUACUAGUUCAUUGUCUGCGCCAAGCAGCCAUUCAUCUGAUGUUUCUGUCGGUAUAUCAGAUAGCAGCUAUAGUAGUGAUCAAAGUAGUGGCAAUGAAGAGAGUCAAGAUACCAGUUUUCUGAUUUAUGAGGGAAGUUCUGACGAACUAGAUUUUGGGCUUGGCUAAGAGAGAACUUCCAAAUUGGCCUAUGUCAUCUCUCAGAUGUAUUCAGGUACUUCCACUUGGUAAUUUCUCUAGUCAUUUCACAAUCUGGUAUAGGAUAUCUCUUUGGUUAUCUCAGAGUCUCCUUAUCCAGGACCAAUGGGAAGGAAUGGCCUGCUGACCUUUUGGUGGAAGAUGGGACUCUGUUAAUGAAGACUGGUAUUUUUUUCUGGCCUUUUCAGCGUUGAUGGAAGCAAAAGUUUCCAGAACAAUAAUGAGAGCCGUAUCAUGGCCGAAAGCAUUAUUUAUCUUCUAUAAGUCGAAUCCGAUAAGUCGGUAGCAGUGCCAUUGCUGUCUCGAUUCUGUAGUAUAUGAGUAUUGGCAAGAAUUUGUAGCGGAGAAAGCAGUAGAUACUUGAGGCAGAGAGUAGAUUAUGUGUGCAAGUCUAGAGUGCUGGAUCUCCAUUACAAGUUUACAACCAAUCAAAAUGCCUCUUUUCCCCUUUCUGAAUCAAAUGCCACUGAUGAUUUCAGGGUUUUCUCAAAUAAUAGUAACUCAAGUUUAGCAAAAUACUUUUCUGAAAAAUAUGUAAUGCUAUGGCAAUUUGGAGAUCAAAACAGGGAUGAAAUCAAAGAGAUGGGGUAGAAAAUUAGGGUUCUUCGCAAAGAGAAUUUGGGGAUCUGAAACUUUCAGUCCUUUAAAUCAAAACCAUAACUAUUCC
Messenger RNA from Oldenlandia corymbosa var. corymbosa, 2762 nucleotides. NCBI's taxonomy places the organism in Eukaryota, Viridiplantae, Streptophyta, Magnoliopsida, Gentianales, Rubiaceae. The record is from the annotation of a GenBank genome assembly.